AUGCAGACCCUCGUUUACUAUCUAACUACGGCUAUGGCCACCGGCCUCUUCACCGCGAAGCCAAGCAAAGCUUAUUCCGUCAACGGCGCCGAGGCUCGAGACAUCCCCAUUGAGACGCGACACUACUGGAUGAGAAGAGCCAAUGCUGCGCUUUUCGAGGUCACGGGAAAUCCAUGUCCUACACAAGCCUUCGGAACUGUCAUUGUGAACCAUACCGCGGGCGGCUUGGGUGAGCUCGUCUGCAUCGGAGCCAACGACGUUGCAUCCGGCAACCCAACCCUUCACGGUGAAACGGCCGCAAUUACAAACUGCAGCGCCAUCCUCACGGAUCCCAAUGGCCCGUACAAGCUGUCCGGCCACGAGGCCCUCAAAGCCUGGGCCGACCUCACCUUGUACACCAACGCGGAGCCAUGCCCCAUGUGCGCGUCGGCAAUUCGCUGGUCAGGCUUCAAAGAGCUCGUCUUUGGCACGGGAAUCAAGUCGCUCAGAGCAUACAACUGGAAAAUGAUGACUCUGCCCGCCAAAGACUUGUUCAAAUACACCACAGAACUGCCGACAGGAAGGACAACCAUCGCCGGAGGCGUCUUGGAGAACGAGACGGAUCCAUAUUUCAAGUGGCAAUACACCAGAGGCACCGACUGCCCCCCCGGGUGCAAGAGGAAGGGAGCAAAAUGUGCAUCCGAGGUUGGUAGCACAGCAAAGUCCGAGCAGCGAGACGCCGCCGGGGUGUAUUGGGGUUGGCAGAAACGAGGCGCAUAG
Messenger RNA from Metarhizium acridum CQMa 102, 759 nucleotides. RefSeq lists its product as uncharacterized. The record is from RefSeq and is a predicted model, not a curated record. Lineage: Eukaryota; Fungi; Ascomycota; Sordariomycetes; Hypocreales; Clavicipitaceae. Gene Ontology annotation, cellular component: cytoplasm; nucleus. Gene Ontology annotation, molecular function: tRNA-specific adenosine-34 deaminase activity. Gene Ontology annotation, biological process: tRNA wobble adenosine to inosine editing.